GCACUUUUUACAGCUGUUUGGCGCUUGCCAAAGUUGGUGAGUGACAUUUGUGCCUCGACUGCCUGCUGCAAUCCCACGGUGAAUUGAGCUGAUUUGGAGUCGUUCACUGGGCCAACACCGACCGACCCAUCCAGUCUCUAGAAGGGAUGCCUUUUAAGAAGAUUCCAAAAACAACGGUGCCACUGGUGAAGGUUUGGGAACAUAAAGCGCAAAAGUGUGGACUGCUGCAUAGCGUGUAUGCUGUCAACGGAGACAAGUACACGGGAGAGUGGCUUGACAACAAAAAGCAUGGUAAAGGAACCCAGGUUUGGAAAAAGGCAGGGACUAUCUAUGACGGAGACUGGAAGAAUGGCAAACGAGAUGGAUAUGGUACCCUGAGUCACAUGGAUUCCACAACGGACGACUACAUACGAUUAUAUUGUGGGGGGUGGAAAAAUGACAAGAAAGAUGGCUUUGGGACACAUUUCUACAGCCAGACUUCUUGGUAUGAGGGUGAGUGGCUUGAGGGCCAGAGAAGUGGUUGGGGCCGAAUGUACUACAGCAAUGGUGAUGUGUAUGAGGGGGAAUGGCUGGAAGACAAGCACCAUGGACAAGGCAUGCUCCGGUUCGCUGACGACAACAGGUACGAAGGCUGCUGGAAGCAAGGGAAGAAGCACGGGCCUGGCAAGUUCUUCUUCCUGAACAAAGGGCAGCUGUACGAGGGCGUCUGGAAGGACGGAGUGGCCAAGUAUGGAACAGUGUCUGACUUUGGGAGGAAGGAAGCAUCCAGCCCAACAACAUACCCACUCCCAAAAGUUUGCCUAAAGGAUAUGAAUGCAGUGCUGAUGGACUCAAGUGCUUUAGUGGAAGAGCACUCGGAUGGAGCCUGAAGCUUCCCACAAGCAACAUUCUAACAGCAUCAUGUGACACUCGAAAUCAGGGCCAAUGCCAAAAGUCCAAAUACAGUCUUCCCCUGACAUCA
This is a messenger RNA of Engraulis encrasicolus (European anchovy), 961 nucleotides long. It is a transcript of the gene morn3, whose product is annotated as MORN repeat containing 3. Lineage: Eukaryota; Metazoa; Chordata; Actinopteri; Clupeiformes; Engraulidae. The record is from RefSeq and is a predicted model, not a curated record. The transcript is spliced from 6 exons. The coding region runs from base 147 to 869 and encodes 240 amino acids.